Molecule: messenger RNA, 1237 nt
Organism: Motacilla alba alba
Lineage: Eukaryota; Metazoa; Chordata; Aves; Passeriformes; Motacillidae
Product: bromodomain-containing protein 8-like
Exons: 7
Coding region: 236-1237 (333 amino acids)
Cellular component (GO): NuA4 histone acetyltransferase complex
Molecular function (GO): protein binding
Source: RefSeq, a predicted model, not a curated record
UGAAGAUCUCUUUAAUCUUCUGCCCAAGUUCCCAGGACUUCCUGAUUUUCAGCAUUUAUCCCUCUGGAGCACAGAAGGAUGAUCACAAGUGAUCAGAUUACCCCAGGCUGAGGCUUUUCUGUGCCUCUGCUUGUGGCAGCUCUGCUGAGGCUGCAGCAGAGAGCUCCAGGCACAGGGUUUCUCCUCAGAUGGAAUCUCAGUUUGCCCAACUCCCUCACCUGGAAGCUGAGAGCAGAUGGGCCAUGCCUGGAAGUCUGAGCUGCAAUCUCCAGUCAAGUCAGAGAACAGCGAUUUCCAGUCUCCCCCUGACUGGGAUUCAAGCUUGGAUGUGGAUGUGAUGAGCUGGAGAAAUACUGAGGAGGAGGCCGUGGGGAGGCUGGAGGGGAGCAGCCAAGAGGCAGACCGUGAGAUGGAGCUGAGAGAGCCUCUCUGGAAGGAUGAUAGUGAAGAUUGCCACGAGGCAGAGAAGCCGUGUGAAAAUGACAGUCUUCCCCAGUUCCUCUUGGAGGUAACCCAGAUGUUGGAAUCUUUCUGCAUUGGCAGCACAGAGUCAUCGCAGACUCCGUGGGAUUAUUGUGGCUCAGGGAAGCAGAGUGAUGGGGAGGAAGUGAGGUGCCAGGAGAAGACCACAGGAACAGCAGUCUCAGGAGCAGAGGAAAGUCAACUGCACAUCCUGGCAGAAGAUGAGGAAGAAAACUUCCUGGGAAGAGAGGGAGACACUCAAGACACACCUGGAGAACCCCUUUUGGAUGAGCUGCACUCACCAGAGAUGAGUGCUCAGGCCCUGGAUCAAGAUGACAGUGACAGCACCUCUGCAGCCUCAGUGCUGGACUCCACAGGCUCUCCCAACAUGCACCUGCUGCAGCCAAGCUGGAAUAACCCCCUCCAGCACCUGAUCCUCAGAAAAAAGCUCCUGUCCAUCUGGAGGAUGAUAGCCAGCCACAGGUUCAGCAGCCCAUUCCUGAAGCCAGUGUCAGAGAAACAAGCCCCUGGAUACAGGGAUGUGGUGAAGAGACCCAUGGAUUUAAGCAGCAUAAAGAGGAGGCUGUCAAAGGGACACAUUCAGUCCGUCAUGCAGUUCCAGUGUGACCUGAUGCUCAUGUUCCAGAACGCCGUGAUGUACAACAGCUCCGACCACCACGUGUUCCACGUGGCUGUGGAGAUGCAGCGAGAGGUCUUGGAGCAGCUGCAGGUCUUGGCUGAAGCCCUCCUGUUGUCCAGGGACAGGCUGGAGUGA